This is a messenger RNA of Drosophila guanche, 1592 nucleotides long. RefSeq names its product prolyl 4-hydroxylase subunit alpha-1. The coding region runs from base 30 to 1577 and encodes 515 amino acids. Lineage: Eukaryota; Metazoa; Arthropoda; Insecta; Diptera; Drosophilidae. Gene Ontology annotation, molecular function: iron ion binding; L-ascorbic acid binding; protein binding. The record is from RefSeq and is a predicted model, not a curated record. The transcript has 8 exons. Gene Ontology annotation, cellular component: endoplasmic reticulum. Gene Ontology annotation, biological process: peptidyl-proline hydroxylation to 4-hydroxy-L-proline.
AUGCAUUUAGUUUACACAAAGUUGGGAAAAUGAGAAUACUUAAGUGCCUCUUGGGCCUGAUCUUCCUCUGGUUUCCUAGUGUAACCUUGGAGAAGCUUAACCAUAACUAUGCCAUGUCUAUAUUCGAUUUGGGGGAGCUGCUGACCCACAGUCAAGUGCUGGUCAAUCAGCUAGAGGUGUACGCGGAUAAGUUGCAGCAGAGGGUGGAUCUUGUCGACAGCUACAUAGAGAUUAUGAAAGAGAAGAUGGCACAAGCCGAAAAGAGGGAUAGCGAGCCGCUAUCCAGUUUUCCCUUCAUGCGACACAUGCAAACGGAUUGGGCCAACAUUUUGUGGCAUCUAGAGCAGCAGCCAGGAGAAGCUCAAGCUACAGCAUUUAGUCUCUUACACUCCGAAUUGCCGACUGCCAAGGAUGUGAGGGAAGCCGUUAAUGGGUUGUUCCGCAUUCAGUUAAUUUACAACGUUAAUGGCUCUGAUAUGGCCAGGGGACUCCUCAUGGGAGUACAGCACAAUUACUCCCUCACCGCCUUUGAGGUCCAUACCAUGGCCAAGUAUCUGGUGGAAGCAGAGGAAUAUAUCGUGGCAAAAGAUUGUAUCUCGGUGGCCUUGGACUUAUACCUGGCGGAUGAGGCCAACUGGGACUUGUAUGAGCAGCAGGGACUGUCAUCGGACAGCCUUUACGAGCUGCACGUCGAGGUGUUGGAUAACUUGAGUGCGGACAAGGAAAUGCCUCUUGCCCUGAUGAUGGCAGCCAUGAAGAGGUAUCCAGAGAGUCAGAACUUGAAACGAGCUCUCACUCGGCUGGAAAUGAGCGUUCGCAUUGGAGAAGAGCCACAGGGUCAGGAGAUGGAAGACGUGUUUAGCUACUUUCGCUGCUGCAGCAGCGAGUGCCGUCGGGGGUCCCGACUCUACUGCCUCUACAACUCCAAGGCCACGGCCUUCCUCCGGCUGGCGCCGCUGAAAAUGGAGCUGCUUUCCCUCGAUCCCUAUGUGGUGCUGUACCACGAUGUGCUCUCGGACAUUGAAGUGCUAGCACUAAAGUCGCUGGCAAAGGGGCACCUGGUUCGGUCGGUAAGCCACAAUGUGACGGAAACUGAAAACUCGGAGGAUCCCCACCGCACCACAAAACUCGUUUGGCUCGACCGCGACAGCGAUCUAAGCCACAGCGUAGUGAGCAGGAUGGAAAUAUUGACAGAGGACAUGACCAGCCUCGAUCUCAAUAGUUCGGAGCCAUUACAGGUUAUCAACUACGGCAUUGGCGGCCACUAUGCCCAGCACGCGGACUAUUUUACCGAGGACGGCUCCGAUCCACAUCUCCCCGAUCGCAUUGCCACAGUCAUGUUUUACUUGAGUGAUGUGCCCCUGGGUGGCGCUACAGUGUUUCCAUUGAUCAACCUGUCGGUGCUGCCCAAGAAGGGAUCAGCUUUGUUUUGGUACAACCUGGAUCAUAGAGGGCACGGCAUGUCCUCCACCUCCCACUCGGCGUGCCCAGUUAUCGUCGGCUCCAAAUGGAUUAUGGCCAAGUGGAAAAAUAGGCUUCCCCAACUAUUUCGACGGCCCUGCCUGAGAGAGCAGUGAAUAAAGGAGAGAACC